CACACACACACACACACACACACACACACACACACACCAGCAAAGAGACCAUAAGCACUGAGCAAUGCAGAGCCCACCAUAUCAUAGAUAAGGGACAGAAGAAAGGGCUGGAAAGAAGAGAGCAGAACACAGAGAGAGACUGACAGAGGAGAGGGUGCGACAGAGAUGACUCUGACGAACAAAGCCUAGACUCGACCACCCUGUCACCGGAACUGCAGCCUUGUGACACAGGACAUCAGAAGGUAUACUUGCGAAUAAAUGCUGUAAGAUCUGGAAGAGAGCUGCAGGAACACACAAGCGUGCACAGAAGCUCACAGUGGUCAGUACAAGGGUCAACAACGCUACUGUCUGCUGCAAGGGAUCCAGAACGUUUUUUUUGCCUACGGACCACAAUUUCAAUUAACCUUUGGAUUAAGGCAUUUACAGAUCAUAAAUAUUUUCUCUUACUCUUACAUCAGCUCAUCUAUAGACAAUCCCAGAGGGCAUACAACAGAAAUCUGCAGAUUGCUUUUCCCAUGGCGAGCAUUUGGGUCUCUCAACUGGGAACCAUCUGCAACUCCAAGACUUUGCUCUUGCUGUUUUCCAUCCUGCUACUCCACUGGCCACUCUGUGGACAGAGCAGCCCAAUCUCCAAUACCCAUCAGAGGUAUCGCCCUGCUCCUGGGCUGGGAGACGGGCAUGGGGGGGUGGUGGAUCCAUCACUGCUUGAGCAGGACAACAACAACAUGAACAUGCAGAGCCUGCUGGAGAGCCUAAAGGAACAGUUUCUGCGGACUUUCAACCUGUCUGGCUUGGGUCCUCACCUGGCCCCUGGGAGUGCACGAGAGGAGCCGCCUGAGUACAUGAUGGAGCUUUACAACCGUUUUGCUAAUGACCACACUGCCAUGCCCACUGCCAACAUCAUCCGCAGCUUCAAAAAUGAAGAUUCAUCUCCCAGUGUUGUGGGCGUUGGAGGGGUAAGGCGUCACCCACUCCUCUUCAAUGUGUCAGUUCCCCAUCAUGAACGUGUCACAGCAGCCGAGCUUCGCCUCUACACCCUUGUCCAGACUGACCGCCACCUCUAUGCUGGUGUCGACCGCAAGGUCACUGUCUACGAACUGGAGUUGCAGUUUGGAGAUGACAAUGUGACUAAUGAGAAUACCAUGAGAGGUGAUGGAUUCAGAGGGGGAGAAGAGCGGUUAGAGCUAGUGGAGUUGGCUUCACGCCAGGUCUACGGCACAGAUAAUGGCUGGGAGGCCUUUGACCUCACUGCUGCUGUUCAACGCUGGCGCAGAUCUGACCGUGGCACCACGCACCAGUUGGAGGUACACAUUGCCAGCAUAGCUGAUGAAGAUAAUGUUCAAAGUAUGAUGAAGGACAACAAAGACAGGAAUCCACCUGAAGGGGACAUGAAGAUUGACACCAGUCCAGAAGAAAAACACAAACCUCUGCUCAUUGUUUUUUCUGAUGACCAAAGUAGUGAUCACCGUGAUGACAAACGCGAGCUGAACGAGAUGAUUGACCAUGAAACCUCUAACAUGGUUCUCCAGAAUGACUUGGGGACGGGCCUGAAUGGGCUGUGGGGGGAGCCGGGGAGGGACAGGGAUGAGAGAGAUGAAGAAGCAGAGCCAGAUGAAGAGGACCUCAUCCAAAUGCGCUCCAAUCUGAUCUACGACACAGCAUCCCGCAUUCGGCGCAAUGCCAAGGGAAACCACUGCAAGAAACAAUCUCUGUACGUAGAGUUCAAGGACAUCGGAUGGGACAGUUGGAUCCUGGCACCCACUGGUUACGAUGCCUUUGAGUGCACUGGCAUUUGUUCCUUCCCGCUGACGAAGCAUGUCACACCCACUAAGCAUGCCAUUGUCCAGACAUUGAUCAACAUCAACAGUCCUCAGAAGGCGGCACGAGCUUGUUGCGUGCCCACCAAGCUGGACCCCAUCUCUCUGCUGUACUUGGAUGAUACAGGCGUGGUCACCUACAAGUACAAGUUUGAAGGCAUGGUGGUGGCUGAGUGUGGCUGCAGAUAGUCCAUGCUUUCAGAGAGUUUAACUCUUCGUAAAGUCUUACAACAAGAGAAAAGACAAAGAACUGCAAAUAAGCUAACAAAGGA
Epinephelus fuscoguttatus (brown-marbled grouper) is the source of this 2089-nucleotide messenger RNA. RefSeq names its product bone morphogenetic protein 10 (gene bmp10). Gene Ontology annotation, molecular function: cytokine activity; growth factor activity. Gene Ontology annotation, biological process: BMP signaling pathway; SMAD protein signal transduction. The record is from RefSeq and is a predicted model, not a curated record. The transcript has 2 exons. NCBI's taxonomy places the organism in Eukaryota, Metazoa, Chordata, Actinopteri, Perciformes, Serranidae. The coding region runs from base 516 to 2006 and encodes 496 amino acids. Gene Ontology annotation, cellular component: extracellular region.